AUGCAACCCCCACCGUUGUUCCAGCAAUCGUCUCAGCAACCGCCGCACGCUCAGCCGCCACAGCAGCCGCCACCGCACGCUCAGCUGUCGCCGCAGUCGCAGUCAUUACAACAGUCUCAACAGCCGCAGCCCUCGCAGUCCUCCCAGUCCUCUCAGCAGUCGCAGUUGUACCAGCAGCCUCAGCAGCCGCAGCUGUACCAGCAGGCUCAACCGGCCCAACAGGCUCAACAGGCUCAACAGCACACGCCCGAGCAAGUCCACUCGCAAAUCCAGAUACCACCAAGUGUCGAUCUCGGUCAACCAGGAUCCAGCAGCGGGUAUUUCCUGGGAGAAAUUGAUCCCCUAGGCUAUGUUCAACAGGCAUCAUCAGCUGCAAUGUCCUCCAGACGCAGCGGUUUUAUUGGAGAUAUCGAGAGCAAAAGACACGCCCAAGUUCUUCAGAAAUGCCAAGAAAUUUUAGAUACGCAGGUUCAUAAAGGACGACUUACAGAACAACACCAGCAAGAGUUGGCAGAGGAGCUUAGAAAAGUAGGGGGCAAAAUUGCAGAUUUGGAACUCAUGAUGGUGAAGCAGGGCACGAGGAUAAUCAACGCCAUUCAGAAGCUGGGAGAGCACAAUCACGAAAUGUAG
Molecule: messenger RNA, 630 nt
Organism: Microdochium trichocladiopsis
Lineage: Eukaryota; Fungi; Ascomycota; Sordariomycetes; Xylariales; Microdochiaceae
Exons: 4
Coding region: 1-630 (209 amino acids)
Source: RefSeq, a predicted model, not a curated record